GGGAACUAUAAUGGUAAUGCUCUUUGAGUGUCUGGUUAGAAACGCGUCGCCUUUUCUGAUUGUAAUGUGGUUUCUACUCGACUAUGAUACCAGUCCGUUGACGCCAUUGCUUGGUCACGUGAUGGUCAAAGUGAGCCAAUCAUGCCUCAUGUUAAGGGCCACUUGGUGAACAUCAUGAGAGGAACGGAUAACACAUUCGAGAUAUUGGCCUAACGUAUGUAAAUCAACAUGCUGCUCUGGCUGGCAACUAAAUGCUUACACAGGAAGAUGUACAAUACCAAUAUGUCAGCCACCAUGUCAAAAUGGAGGUCGAUGUCUUCGGCCAGGCAGUUGCGUGUGCCCAACCGGCUACGCGGGGACCUACUGCCAGUACCAGGCCUACGUUAGAACAGGUUCAGGUUCUGCAAGCUCCAUCCAUACCAGUUCCUCGGGGUCCGUUAGACCUGGAACUGGUGGGUACAGUAGAAUAACCUCCAGUACAUCGACUAGACCACUCACUGGAACCAGUACUGCCACCUUCAGUAUCAGACCUGGGUCGUCCACAAGUUCAAGAACUUACAUUUCAAGGGUUAGGCCAGGAACCGCCACUACUGGAUCCAGGACUUAUGCUGUAACGUACACAACAGGGGGUCGAGGUAACGUAGUAUCCACCAACGGUCAGCGCCCCUACCAAUCAACGCACUUGUCUCCUUCAUCGUCAUCGUCGGGAUCAUCGUCGCAUUCGACGAGCGCUGUUGGUCUACCAUCUUCCCAAACCCUAGCGCGUUUCACCAUGAGGGGUCCGUGUUUCCGACGAGUGAGCUCCUCUCAUUGCAUGGCCCCUCUCAGCGAUAUGACUACCCUCCAUGAUGAUUGCUGCUCUACUGUCGGACAGGGAUGGGGUAAUGGAUGUUACGCAUGCCCACAGGUGUUAGGGCAAGAACUACAUUGUCCCAGCGGAUUCAAGAAAUCACCGGAUACAGGAAAUUGCAUUGAUGUGGAUGAAUGCAAUGCAUUUGACAACAUCUGUAUGCACGGCUCAUGUCUGAACUCACAAGGUAGCUACAGGUGUCGAUGUGAUCAGGGAUACAUGUCAGAUACGUCUGGAACGCAGUGUGUAGUUUCAGUGAAGCAGAUGUGUUACACCCGGGUGAUCAAUGGACAAUGUUACGGAGGCGGUGGAUCUCGGAUGCCUACUACACAGAUGCAGUGUUGCUGUAGCUUGGGAUCUGCAUGGGGUGCUGCCUGUGAACGAUGUCCACAACAAGGCUCGGCUGAGUUCCGUGCCAUGUGCCCACAAGGUACAGGGUACCAUUAUAAGCCCUCCAACGGAUAUAAUCACGUCAGUGCUAUCGUCAGUUCCGGGAAUCCUCGCCCCACGCAGAAUGUGGACCCAUGUGCCACAAACUCUCGGCUGUGCCUCAAUGGUCAGUGCAUUAAUUCUGGGAACGGGGCGUACAGGUGUGAAUGUAGCAGAGGGUUCCGUCUCAGCUCCAGAGGAAACCAGUGUAUUGAUGUGAAUGAAUGCAGCGAGUCCAGAGACAUCUGCAAUGGAGGACGAUGUCUGAACACCUAUGGCAGCUUCCAUUGUAUCUGUUCUAGGGGGCUGGUCCUGAGAGGAGGAGUAUGUGAAGACAUUGAUGAAUGUACAGUCAGGAAUGUGAAUCCAUGUGCAGAGUAUGUAUGUCAAAACACAUUAGGGAGCUAUCACUGCUUGAGAACUGAAUGUACCAAUGGUUACAGAUAUGAUAUAACACACCAAAGAUGUGUUGAUGUCAAUGAAUGUUCAGAUGCUAACGUAUGUGAGCAUGGGCGUUGCAUCAACAUAGAAGGCUCUUACCGCUGCUUGUGCCCUCAGGGAUUCACUUCCAAUCCUACAGAAACAGACUGCAUUGAUGUUGAUGAGUGUGGACAGACCAGAGACACACCUUUGUGUGGUGAAGAGGCCAUCUGUGUAAAUGAAGUGGGUGUUUACAGGUGUGUUUGCACUGGGGAUACUGUCUAUGACAGUGAAUCAAGAACCUGCCAGACCCCCGUAGAAGUACAGGGCGCACCAGAAAUUGUUGAAGUGGAUAGAAAGGAUUGCUAUGGCAGCAUCAGUGAUAUGAACUUUUGUUCCAAUCUGCUUGGUUCUAAUGUCACCCAACAAGAAUGUUGCUGCACCGUUGGGGCUGGGUGGGGUGAUGACUGUGACCUCAUUGUCUGCCCCUCACAAGGCACACUUGCAUACAAUGAGACAUGUCCAGUUGGGCAGGGUAAGCAUGUAAUUACACUGAGGAGACCAGUAGAAACCGUCAACGUACCCACCACUUACCCUGAAGCUGCUGCACAUCCAUCUGCAGGCCAAGAAGCUAGCAUCUUAGGCAUAAAUGAAUGUGAAAUCUUCCCAGAGCUUUGUGGUCCUGCAGCUUGUGUGGAUAAAGAAAUCCUGUAUGACUGUAAUUGUCCUGAGGGAUACAAGUUUGAUGAUGCAAGCAAGACUUGUAUAGUUCAUGACUCGUGCUUUGUGUACCAAGGAGUGUGUGGCAAUGCAUCUUGUGAAAACACAGAAAACAGCUACAACUGCAAGUGUCCUGGAAGUUAUGAAUUUGAUGCAAGCCUAAGAAGAUGCAUGUCGAUAGACCAUUGUGAAUCACCGGGUAUAUGUGGAAACGGUACAUGUACGAGCACAGAGAGAGGUCCAGUGUGUAGCUGUCCUGAAGGUCAUCGCUUUGUUCCAUCUCAAAGGUCAUGUGAAGUCCAGGAUUAUUGUAUUGUAUACAAUGGCGUCUGUGGGAAUGGUACAUGUGUGAACAGAGCUGAUGGGUAUGACUGUCGUUGCCCUGAAGGACAGCGCUUCAAUGAAAGGAGCAGUGCUUGUGAAGUGACCAAUUUCUGUGUAGUGCUAAGUGGUAUCUGUGGCAAUGGAACGUGCAUCCCAACUGAAAAUGGAUACACCUGUAGAUGCCCCAGUGGCUUCCAGUUCGACAGUGAUGGUGGCUUUUGUAAAGACAUUGACCUGUGUGUAGAUCAUUCUGCUCUAUGUGGUAAUGGUACUUGCGUGGAUCAGGGACAAAAUUUCAUCUGCAUCUGUCCUGAAGGAUUUCAAUUCUCCAAUACUAAAGUCUGCAUUGAUAUCAAUGAAUGUUCUACACCUACAUCUCAUUCGUGUGGCUUAGAAGCAUCAUGUAUCAACACACAUGGCAGUCAUCACUGUGCUUGCCCAGGUGGCUUUGAGUUCAAUCCAGCAUCAAGGACAUGUGAUGAUAUCAACGAGUGUAGACUAUUACCUGAUUUAUGUGGUAAUGCAACCUGUACCAAUACUGAUGGUAGUUACCAAUGCUCCUGUGCUUUUGGAUUCAUGUACAACCAAACACUCGGCAUGUGCAUAGAUACCAAUGAAUGUGCUGUAUACAGAAGUAUCUGCAGUAAUGGUACCUGUAUGAACACACAAGGUAGUUAUAGAUGUGUGUGUCCCAGAGGGUAUGAGUACAUCAGUGGAAAUGGCAAUGGAUGUUUAGACAUCAAUGAAUGUAGCUCUGUACCUGGGCUUUGCGGAGAUGCGACCUGUUUGAACAGAGAAGGUAGCUUCUUGUGCGGAUGUGACCCUGGUUACUACUUUGAAGAGCAAGAUAGGAUAUGUGUUGAUAUCAAUGAAUGUUUCCUAUCAGAAGAGAUAUGUGGUAAUGGUCAAUGUGAGAACAGUGUAGGGUCUUUCAGGUGUAUAUGUCCUGAUGGAGCAAACUUUGAUGAAGCCGGGAGACAGUGCACCGCAUUAGAGAGUCACACCACAUCUCGUGAUCCUGAGGCCAUAGAAGCAGAUAGAUGCACAUCUCUGUGUGGUAAUGCUACAUGUGCUACUGAUGCUAGUGGUCUGGUCUGUACUUGUCAGCCAGGAUACCAGUAUGAUACAGCCAGUAAAUCAUGUGUUGAUCUUGAUGAAUGUGAAAGGAGCCCUGAGAUAUGUGGGACUGCUACAUGCCAGAAUAGGAUAGGUGGUUAUACAUGUAUGUGUUCUGAGGGCUAUGUCUACAAGAGGAAGAAGAAGAUAUGUGGAGAUUUGAAUGAAUGCAAGAAGUAUCGUACGCUGUGUGCUAAUGGUAGAUGUGUGAACAAGAAAGGCACAUUUGUAUGCUUAUGCUCUCCUGGUCAGCAGUUCAGCUAUAAUAGUCGCAGAUGUGUGGCUGCAGCAAGUAUGACUGUGUGCAAUAGGAACCCAGGUAUCUGUGGGAAUGCAACGUGUUCAUCUGAAGGACAUAGUAUUCGCUGUUUGUGCCCAGCAGGAUACGACUAUGACGUGACCAUCAAAGCAUGCAACACAAUCGGUGAGUGUGACCAGCCCAAUAGAUGUGGAGAAGGAGCUCUGUGUGAGGAUACUGUGGCAGGCUAUAGAUGUGUGUGUACAGCCGGAUAUAUUUAUAACUACCAAGAUGGUGGCUGUAGAGAGAUUCCACAGCCCCCUCCAGAGGCAUCAGGUGGUGUGGGGUAUAGACCAGCCGUCACCCAGACAACCCCUCCUAAGAGGGGUCUAAACGAGUGCAAUUCUAGCCCCUGUAUUAAUGGGGUAUGCAUCGAUAGACCUGAUGGGUUUAUCUGCCAGUGUGUGGAAGGUUAUCAUCUCGUUGAUUCAGUUACAUGUGAAGAUACAAAUGAGUGUGAAAGUCCAGAUGCUCAAGACAUAUGCAUGUAUGGAAAUUGUGUGAAUGAACCACCAGGAUCUUUCACAUGUGAAUGCACCGAUGGAUUGACUCUUGACAGUACAGGCCGUAGAUGUAUUGAACUAAUUGGGCCUGUGUCAGGAGGAGGGAUAGAUGGGGGAAUCCCCCCGGAAGAGCCAUUAGGCCCAUGUUGGGGACAAUCAGAUCCAAACCAAGACAUCUGUAGUAAUGUAGUUUCACAAGAGAGCACCUAUCAGCAAUGUUGCUGCAACACUGGCUUAAGCUGGGGCAAGGAGUGUUACUCAUGUCCGCUUAGACAUAGUGAGGAAUACAGAAUGCUGUGUGUAGCUCUUUCAUUAUUCAAUAAUCAAGAUGGAAUUAUUAACCAACAAGCAGACCAACCAGUACCAGGCGUUCCUCGCUCAUAGUGCCUAGCCUUUGAUCAAACCCAUCAAAUGAUCUUCAUCAUUCAAAACCAGCGGACAAGUUUGCUGAUGUGCAUCUCACUGCUGACAGUCACAAAUGGAUUGGUCUUAGAGGAUUCCGGAAUUCAAAGUCGAGAUAACCUGUUACACAUUCAAAUUUUAGCCAACAUUACACUUCUUCUGUAUUUAUGAACUUUGCCUAUUCUUGUGUCACAGCAGUUAUGUGAUGUCUCGCACUACAUAUGGGCUGUAAACACAAAUCAUUGUUGCUAUAACUCAACUUAUUACAAUUACACAGUGGCUUUUAAUUGACACUAUUUGUGAGCAUGUACACUGCCUUUAUUUCACCGUCCAUCCUACCAUAAGUGUGCAAAAUCACUUGAUGUUCUGCAGAUAUUAAUAUCACUUGCUAAAAAAAAAGUUUUUCACUGCUUCAAAAAUGAUUAAAUGUGUGCCACAGCAUUCUCUCCAGCACCAUGUUGUGUGAUCUUUGUCAGGUUCAGGUAACUGCUUUUCACCCAUUUUCCUAUUGAACUUGGGGGGGGGGGGGGUUCGUGUAUUAGUGUUCUUCAAGAGCAUCUAUAACGUCAGAUGUUUUGGAUGAUAGGGUAGGGUGACCGUAUGUACUUAAUUAGUGUAUUGUACAAUGUAACUGAUCUUUCAUCUGUGUACUGUUGAAGGUGUGAAUUGAAUGGAACUGAUGCAAGAACACUACUGAUUGUGCUGUGUACUGAACUACAUCAGUUUUAAUUUAUAGAGUAGAGGUAAAUUAUAAACCCAUGUUACAUCAUUUAUCAACUAUUUGGGAACCUGUUCUUACUAAACUUAUGGUGUCUUGAUUUUUUAGAAUAAAAGUUUUUUUUUCCCCUCUGAACUUUAAGUUUGUAUUGUCAUAAAAAUGUUGAUGUUGUCCAAGGCUUUCCUUGGUAAUUUCAUGAUAAGAGUAAAUUAUGAAAAAUGAAAUCACCUCCAUCUUUAAUUCAAGUACAAUGUGAAUGUUUUAUGGUAUGCAUAAAGAGGAUAUGAUCUAGUGACUGUGAUUGGAUAUAGAACUGUGUAUAUAUGAAGUUAAAAUCUCAACCAAUAUUCUUCUUUAUUCUUACCAAGUGGUUUCACAGUCCAUUGUAUUAGAGAUUUAAUACAUGUUAAAACAUGCCAAUAAAAUUAACAACUGUGAGUCUGGUUAUCAUGGUACAAACAGAAAUAUGUAGAUUUUUGGUUGUUGAAUUCAACCAUGUAAUAUUAAUUUAUAGGAUGAGGAAUUUUAGCAUAUUUAUUUGUUCUUGUAAAAUAUUGUUAAAUAGUCAUUUAAUGUCAAGUGUAAUGUAUUUGUUAUUUCUAAGAAAUUGAAUGUUAUAAUAUUCUUUGUACAUGAUUCAUUUUAUUUUGUAACUACUAUCUAUUUCAUGUUAUGUUGGUAGAGAAUAAUUGAAGAGGGAUAUAUUUAUUGCACCACAUGAGACUAACAAAAAUACUAGAAAUGUUUAAUAGCAGUGUGAAAUUCCCCUCAACUACCCUUUUAUCUUUAUGAAAAUUAUAAAUGAACUAGACCAUUUAACACAAGCUGACAGAUCUAGAUAUGAAGAUUGCUCAAGUAUAUAAUCUAUUUUCAGAAUCUCUGUAAAUGUAUUUCAAAUCAUAUACUCUUAUUAUUCGAAAAAUUUCUGUCAAAUGUGCUUUAGAUUUUUUAGCACCUCCUUUUUUUUUUUUUACUAAAGAGCUGGAAGUAAUUUUGGUGUACAGUACAACCUUGUAUUUUAUCCAAAUGAGUAUGUGAUUUUAAAUUAUUUUUGACAUGUUGUACAAAACAUAUUUUAUACCAAUUCUUUUCCAAUGCAAAUGUUUUCCUUUUCAUAUUAUUUAAGGAAUUGUCCAGACAAAGUAUAGUUUAAAUAAAAAGGGAAAUCUUUUAAAAACUGUUUAAGGAUUGUAAUUUAAAUAGAAUAACUAACAAAUUGAACUUUUAACUACUUUCUAGCACUGAUCGAAUCAAAGAUUUUCUUUCAGACAGAAAUAACAGAUUAAUCUUAAAGCGAUAUGAAUAACAGGGCAUGUAUUGAAAGUAAUAAUAUUAAUUUUUAUCUCCAUGCUUUGGAACAUCCCUGUUUACAAGUCUGCUAAAGAAAAAACAAGCAUCAUUUAGAAGGUAAUGUUUUACUUUCAUUUAAUUUGAAAUGAAAAAUGUAUUAUUAUCCUCAAAAGGUCCAAGUAAUACACAUGUCAUCAUGUAACCUCGUGUACAGAGUGUCGGUAGCCUUCAAGAUGUUGACCUUGUAUUAGAUAGAUUAAAGCAAAGCCCAUAUUAACCUUCUUUGCAAUCUAAUGUAUUCUUCUUGACCUGUAUUUUUUGCUAAACCUAUUUCUUUCUUGCCAAAGCAUUAAAAAGUUAUGAAGUAGAGUCUUUGAAUAUUGUGAAUACUCUGUAAAUGUACUUGUUUUGUGAGGUAUAAAUAAAUGGCUGUGCAAGAGA
Messenger RNA from Strongylocentrotus purpuratus (purple sea urchin), 7511 nucleotides. Its product is annotated as fibrillin-1. The record is from RefSeq and is a predicted model, not a curated record. The transcript has 36 exons. The coding region runs from base 773 to 5044 and encodes 1423 amino acids. Gene Ontology annotation, molecular function: calcium ion binding. Lineage: Eukaryota; Metazoa; Echinodermata; Echinoidea; Camarodonta; Strongylocentrotidae.